GCGGGCCGGUGGCUAUGGAGGCGGCGGCGGUUGAUGGUUGACCGUUGGCUCCGGGGUGGGGGUCGCCGUUCGAGUGAUCUGCUCAGACCCGACCAGAGGGCGCGGGCUGCUGAUGCUUGGCUUGGAGCCCGUGGGGGAGACCUAGUUCGGCUCCGCCAUGCCGGCCGCCGGGAGUAACGAGCCGGACGGCGUCCUCAGCUAUCAGAGACCAGAUGAAGAAGCUGUGGUGGAUCAGGGUGGGACCAGUACAAUUCUCAACAUUCACUAUGAAAAAGAAGAGCUGGAAGGUCACAGAACUCUGUAUGUGGGAGUUCGGAUGCCGCUUGGCCGGCAGAGCCAUCGGCAUCACCGCACUCAUGGCCAGAAGCACCGGAGACGAGGGCGGGGCAAAGGAGCCAGCCAGGGGGAGGAAGGCCUGGAAGCCCUGGCCCACGACACACCAUCUCAGCGUGUUCAGUUCAUUCUUGGCACCGAGGAAGAUGAAGAGCAUGUGCCUCAUGAGCUGUUUACAGAGCUGGAUGAGAUCUGUAUGAAAGAGGGAGAAGAUGCUGAGUGGAAGGAAACAGCCAGGUGGCUGAAGUUUGAAGAAGAUGUUGAAGAUGGGGGAGAACGCUGGAGCAAGCCUUAUGUGGCAACCCUUUCAUUGCACAGCCUGUUUGAGCUAAGGAGCUGCCUUAUUAAUGGAACAGUCCUCCUGGAUAUGCAUGCAAAUAGCAUAGAAGAAAUUUCAGACCUGAUCCUGGAUCAGCAAGAACUGUCCAGUGACCUGAAUGACAGCAUGAGGGUUAAAGUGCGGGAAGCCCUUCUCAAAAAGCAUCAUCAUCAGAAUGAAAAGAAGAGAAACAACCUCAUUCCCAUUGUUCGCUCCUUUGCUGAGGUUGGCAAGAAGCAGUCUGAUCCUCAUUUGAUGGAUAAACAUGGUCAAACCGUGUCUCCUCAGUCUGUUCCAACUACAAAUCUUGAAGUAAAAAAUGGAGUGAAUUGUGAACAUAGUCCUGUGGAUUUAAGCAAGGUAGACCUUCAUUUCAUGAAAAAAAUUCCUACUGGGGCCGAGGCCUCCAAUGUCCUGGUUGGAGAGGUGGAUAUUUUGGACCGUCCCAUUGUUGCCUUUGUGAGGCUGUCUCCAGCUGUUCUUCUCUCAGGCCUAACAGAAGUGCCAAUCCCAACAAGAUUUUUGUUUAUCUUAUUGGGUCCAGUAGGGAAAGGUCAGCAGUACCAUGAGAUUGGCAGAUCCAUGGCCACCAUCAUGACAGAUGAGAUUUUUCAUGACGUAGCAUAUAAGGCAAAAGAGCGAGAUGAUCUCCUGGCGGGGAUUGAUGAGUUCCUAGACCAGGUGACGGUGCUCCCUCCAGGAGAGUGGGAUCCCUCCAUUAGAAUUGAGCCACCCAAAAAUGUCCCUUCCCAGGAGAAAAGGAAAAUGCCUGGAGUUCCAAAUGGAAAUGUUUGCCACAUAGAACAGGAACCACAUGGGGGUCACAGUGGGCCAGAACUUCAGCGCACUGGGCGGCUAUUUGGGGGCUUGGUGCUGGACAUCAAGCGGAAGGCCCCCUGGUACUGGAGCGACUACCGAGAUGCACUCAGCUUACAGUGUUUGGCUUCCUUUCUGUUCCUGUACUGUGCCUGCAUGUCACCUGUCAUCACCUUUGGGGGACUGCUUGGAGAAGCCACUGAGGGACGCAUAAGUGCAAUUGAAUCCUUGUUUGGAGCUUCCAUGACUGGGAUUGCUUAUUCCUUGUUUGCGGGACAGGCUCUCACCAUCCUGGGAAGUACUGGACCAGUGCUUGUGUUUGAAAAGAUUUUGUUCAAAUUCUGCAAAGACUAUGCUCUUUCAUACCUCUCCCUGCGAGCUUGUAUUGGACUGUGGACCGCUUUCCUGUGUAUUGUCCUUGUGGCAACUGAUGCCAGUUCCCUUGUCUGCUACAUUACCCGUUUCACUGAAGAAGCAUUUGCCUCCCUAAUUUGCAUUAUUUUCAUCUAUGAAGCAAUAGAAAAACUGAUUCACCUGGCAGAGACCUACCCCAUCCACAUGCACAGCCAGCUGGACCACCUUAGCCUCUAUUACUGCAGGUGUACUCUGCCAGAGAAUCCAAACAAUCACACCCUCCAGUACUGGAAGGACCACAACAUCGUGACAGCAGAAGUCCACUGGGCUAACCUGACUGUCAGUGAAUGCCAGGAGAUGCAUGGAGAGUUCAUGGGAUCUGCGUGCGGCCAUCAUGGACCCUACACUCCUGAUGUCCUCUUUUGGUCCUGUAUUCUCUUUUUCACCACCUUCAUCCUCUCAAGCACCUUAAAGACGUUUAAGACGAGCCGUUAUUUCCCAACCAGAGUACGCUCCAUGGUGAGUGACUUUGCUGUUUUCCUCACUAUCUUCACAAUGGUGAUUAUUGAUUUUUUGAUUGGAGUCCCAUCACCAAAGCUUCAAGUUCCCAGUGUGUUCAAGCCAACAAGGGAUGAUCGCGGAUGGAUUAUUAAUCCCAUUGGCCCCAAUCCCUGGUGGACUGUGAUAGCUGCAAUUAUCCCAGCUCUUCUCUGUACUAUCUUGAUAUUCAUGGAUCAGCAGAUCACAGCCGUCAUUAUUAACAGGAAGGAACAUAAGCUCAAGAAAGGCUGUGGCUACCACCUGGACCUACUGAUGGUGGCCAUCAUGCUGGGUGUCUGCUCCAUCAUGGGCCUGCCCUGGUUUGUAGCUGCAACUGUCUUGUCCAUCACACAUGUGAACAGCCUCAAGCUAGAAUCUGAAUGCUCUGCUCCUGGAGAACAGCCCAAGUUCCUGGGCAUCCGAGAACAGAGAGUGACAGGCCUUAUGAUCUUUGUGCUGAUGGGCUGCUCAGUCUUCAUGACGGCUAUCUUAAAGUUUAUUCCAAUGCCAGUACUCUACGGAGUUUUCCUUUACAUGGGAGUUUCUUCACUACAGGGAAUUCAGUCUCAGUUUCCAUUUCUGUCCAGAGGAAAUGGUGUUACCUACCUUUCAGAGCAGUUCUUUGAUCGUCUAAAGCUCUUUGGGAUGCCCGCAAAGCACCAGCCAGAUUUCAUCUACCUGCGGCAUGUGCCGCUGCGCAAAGUGCACCUCUUCACCCUCAUCCAGUUGACCUGUCUCGUCCUGCUCUGGGUCAUCAAGGCAUCUCCAGCUGCCAUUGUUUUCCCAAUGAUGGUUUUGGCCUUGGUCUUUGUCAGGAAAGUCAUGGAUCUCUGUUUCUCUAAGCGAGAGCUGAGCUGGCUAGAUGAUCUCAUGCCUGAAAGCAAAAAGAAGAAGUUGGAUGAUGCCAAAAAGAAGGCCAAGGAGGAAGAGGAGGCUGAGAAAAUGUUAGAAAUUGGGGGAGACAAGUUUCCCUUAGAGAGCAGGAAGUUACUAAGUAGUCCUGGAAAGAACAUCAGUUGCAGAUGUGACCCCUCUGAGAUUAAUAUAUCUGAUGAAAUGCCUAAAACUACAGUUUGGAAAGCUCUCAGUAUGAAUUCUGGAAAUGCAAAGGAAAAGAGUCUCUUCAACUAAGAGUCUUUGCUGGGAUGGAAGAUUUGGGCCGUGUGGUGCCUCAGGGAAGUUCUGGUUACAGAGAAAAUGGCGAGUCUCUCAGAGAAGAAGCAAGACCAAGUCUGGCCCUGUCCUUGGUCAUCUCAAAGCCAUGCCGAAGCAUUCAGUUAUUCUUGGUGUGCAUUGGAAGGCAUCCAGCUAUCCCCAUACCAGCAGCCAGUCACCAGAUGUGAAUGUGGAAGCAGAAGACCACCUCCUGUUGGUUCUUCUCCUCUUCCUUCUUUUUCUCUUUAGAACGGCCACCAUUGAAGACCUAGCUUCCCAUUUUCCAGACGUUUUCUCUGAAAUUCUCUGCUGGCCUGCCAAGCCAUAUGGAUUCAUUCUGCCACUGAGGAGUCCUUCAGUGAGGUCCCUCUUCCUAAAGGACAGAGUGGGGAGUAGGAGGGGAACAGAGAGGACAUCCUCUCUGGCUCUCCAGUGCUCUUAGUGUCUACAGGCUCCUAGGCAGCCCUGGGCCUUGGUUUGAUUACCUCCCCUGGGGGAUGCUGGUCAGACCCAGAGGUUGUCAGGAGGUCAGCUACCAGGAAGAUCCAUGAUCUGGGCAUUGGCAGUGCCUGCCACCACAGCCAGGAAGAUGCCUCUGACCUGGGUGCAUCUCCAUCACUCCUUAGCAGCAGCCUGCAUAACUGGCAAGAAUCUUGGAUGAUACAAGAGCCAAGAAGGGACAUUUGAGUUGUGUCGCUUAGAUAGGAAAGGGAUCCAGGGAAAAUCAACAGUAAGUGAGGAUGAGCAGUGUCUCUUGGUUUUCAUUGAGGAUAGAGUAAGAGAUUGAGUUUAGAUUGCAACAGAAGGAAUUAGUUUAGAUACCAGGAAGAACUUCCUAGCCUGAAGAUUUGUCAUAGUGUCUGCUUUCUAGAUAUCUGGGAAAGAUUUGAUAAUAGUUGUUUGUGAAUAGAAAGGAGGAUAUGAUGUUUUUAUUGGCCAUUUUGCGGGACUCUUCGACUUCUUGCUGCUGUCUCUUGAGGAUACAUUCCAAUUCCAUCCUGGCGAGAUCCAAGUGCUUACGUACUGUCUCCUUAGCUGCCUUAGAGUAAACGAUCAUCAGUUCAAUGGACCAAAAUCACCUUCAGCCAUGUGGUUUCUUCAUCAUCAUGGAUUUCUUUUGGUUGACAAACAUUCUGGCUCUCAGAUGCAAAAAGUCACACUGGGAAAUGAACUGUAAGUGGUGAAAUUAGUUUUGGUAUUUAAUUUAAAACUACAUUUAUAGUUUUUCUCUUCUCUUCUAUGUUGCAAUGAAUGUAAAGUAUUUGGGAUCCAGUGCUUAUAAACCUUUCCUUCCUUUGUGCACAGAAUGUAACUAGCAAGCCCAUUAGCACCCAGAUAAUUCUAUCAUGUUAGUUUCCCAUCCUGGAAAAUCUUUGUACAGUGGGAAGUUCCCCGAUGUGUUUUUCUUUCUUAGGUGAAGGGUUGGCUAUAUCACUUUAUUGAAUUUUGCAUUCCUUAGACUUUUAAAAUAUACUAAUGUAUUCUAGUCUUACUCUAAAGACCUUUGAUGUUAAAGGAAUCCUUCAUUUAUUUCAUAUUCCCUAUCUCAUAGGGCCACAAUUAUUUUAAUACAGAGAUGAUUUUCAAAAUAUUUUAACAACUGGUACAGGACAGAUGCCAGCCACUCAGAAGGGAUGCCUGCUGUAAACAAGCAGUAUGUAUGGUUGUACCAAUGCCUAUUGGCUGAACAUUAUGCUACUUUCAGAUAUUAAAAUGGUGUUCCUUUGAAUCGUGGGUAUUGUUCCUGGUUUGUCUCAUUUCUAUCACAAGGCUGUUUUGGGCACAGCCUUAGCUUCCUUUCAUAUAUAUAUGGUGCAGACAGGAUAGGUCAUGCUUCUUGGAACCUAUAUGGGCAUUAAAAUCUUCAUGAGCCAAAGCUUCACAUUUUAGCACUUUAGGAUAACUGUAGUAAUUGUACUCAUUUACCUACCUAAUUGGGAAGAAUUAAAAGGCAGCCCAUCUGGAGGAUAAGCUUUCUUGCAGACUUUUCCCUUGUCCCUCUCUGGCUGCCUCCUUGAGCUUGCCACUUUUUCAUCUUCAUUGUUCCCUGAGAACAUCUCCCCUUUCUUGCUCUAUCUUGCCCCUCCCAUCUUUUCCUGCCACCUCUGUGUGGGGAGGUUGAUGACCAUUUCACCUCUUUCCCUAGCCUCAGCACAGCUGUAAGGAGUGUAUCAAAACUGGGUGAGAGUAUCACUCAGAAAAAUGCCUCCCCUAACACACGGAUGUCUUGUGCUGCCUUGACCGCUUGAGGGGAGGAGCCUUCAUUAACUCUGUGUAGUGCAGGUACAGGACCACCUGUGCACUUUAGGGUACUUCUCGAGCUAGACCCUCCUGGAUCACUGCGCCUUAGGAAUGUUAGCUACUUUUUAAAAAAAAUAUGAUUUGGUGCGUUGUUGGGGUGAACUCCAUGGGGAAGAUUGUGAGUGAAGAUGGGAAGGAAUUUGGGUGGUUUUGCCACGAGGUGAUGGUUGGGGUUGGGCGAAUGGGUUGGAUGAUCCUGGCUCUGUGGGUGUGGUGCUCGGUUGCCUCCGUACAGUUGCAGUUCACCUUUGUGCAUGGUGAUUACCAGUCACUCUAGGGAUUGUAGGUCCCAACAGCGGUUCCAGCAGCCUGCACAGCUGGUACGAGGACAGCUGGAGGAGGGUCUGAUAUCCCUGCAAGUGAUGCAGGAUAAAACUUCCCGGCCGGGCGCAAUGGCUCGCGCCUGUAAUCCCAGCACUUUGGGAGGCCAAGAUGGGCGGAUCACGAGGUCAGGAGAUCGAGACCAUCCUGGCUAACGUGGUGAAACCCCGUCUCUACUAAAAAUACAAAAAAAUUAGCUGGGCAUGGUGGCGGGCGCCUGUAGUCCCAGCUAUUCAGGAGGCUGAGGCAGAAUGGCGUGAACGCGGGAGGCAGAGCUUGCAGUGAGCCGAGAUCAUGCCACUGCACUCCAGCCUGGGUGACAGAGCAAGACUCCAUUUCAAAAAAAAAAAAAAAAAAAAACUUCCCAAUAGGAGGUAUUCCUUGAUGGCUCUCGAAUGCAUGAAUGAUAUAUCAAUUUGAAGUUUCUCGACCUUUCCAUCAAGGAUCUUGAAUUUUUUCUCAAUUAUGCUUGCUAAUGUGUCAAAGGCCAAGUACACUGUAUCAAACUUGCCGUCUGUAAGAUGCAAGAUCAAUCUAGUGUUUCAGCCAGUUCACUACUGACAUCAGACUCAACUUUGUCCCCUCUCUUUCUUUUCAUGCAAGAGACUUUAAGGGUAACCUCUUCAGUUGAAACUGUCUUGGAAGUGCAGCCCUCCUCCUGUGUGGCUAGAGAAAGAGAUGGCACCAGGAUCUCUUAACGGCAAGUGCUCACGGGGCAUGGGUGAUUUUGUCUAGUCUGGUCCUUUUGGACGUGGUGAUUUCCUGUCAUCCUCGUGGUCUGACAUUGCUUCUCACUGGAUACUGGUUGUGGCCUUUGACUCAUUAGCUGAUUGUUGGAUCUCUUUGUGAGGUUCGAUUUUUUAAAAAUCCAUGGGUCCCUAUGGACUGUCACCUGUUGCAGAUGAUGGUGAUUCUCUUCUUUUUUUUGUCUCCAAUAGUUGCCUGGACGACUUCAUGGGUCAGUCCACAUGAUUGCAGGAUUUCCCAUUGUUCAUCUGUGAAUGUUGAUUGGCCAACCUGUCUGAGCUUUCAGCAGAUGCAUCCUUGAGCUUACUUUCAGGAAUUCCUCCUGGAAUUGGUUUUCCUUGGUGGUAAUUUCUCAUGGUGGAGCUUGUUUCUGAGGCAUGGUACAGUGCUGCGGAGGCAAGGCAAGGCUGUCAUGGUGAUUUUCACAGCAUCUGGAUGGCAAAUUGCCUUCACGUAGGGAAACCACAUGGGACUGAUAGCUUUCUCAAGGGAUCUCCAAGCAUCUCUGAAUUUGGGGAUUUCAUCAGUUACUCCUGGAAUCAAAAUGAGUGUGGAGUCAUAAUAUAUAUUUUUUUUGAGACAAAGUCUCACUCUGUCGCCCAGGCUGGAGUGCAGUGGUGCGAUCUCAUCUCACUGCAACCUCUGCCUCCUGGGUUCAAGUGAUUCUCCUGCCUCAGCCUCCCAAGUAGCUAGGAUUACAGGUGCGCACCACCAUGCCCAGCUAAUUUUUGUAUUUUAGUAGAGACGAAGUUUCACUAUGUUGGCCAGGCUGGUCUGAAACUCCUGGCCUCAGGUGAUCCACCCACCUCAGCCUCCCAAAGUGCUGGGAUUACAGGUAUGAGCCACUGCCCCUGGCCUCAAAAUCUUUAAGGAAGUUAUUUAUCGUCACAAGUGUUGUCAUCUGUGACUCAUGGGCCACUUGAUGAACCUGAACCAUUAGUGGUUGUCCAGAUCCUCCAACUUUUUCAGGCAGUAUUCCAAUCAGGGUUUUACGACACCAGGGUAUCCCACCUUUUUUGCAACAUAGGCAGAAACACCAAGCUGUGGGUAAUUGAUGUGCGUGUCACUGAUUCCUGCAACAGCUUUGAAUGUAUUAAAUCUGUUUUCAACAGCCCUUGCAUAGGUGUUAUCUCUCAAAUCUCUGUAAAGAGCACUAAGAGUAUGUAGUGUUGCAUGAUAUAAUCCAAGCCUGUGGGCUGUGUCAUCCGGGAUUGUUGGAAUUUUGCAUGUGUCUGUUCCAUAUCCCGCUGGUAACCAGCUUACAGACCUUCUGUCAGGUUGGCUUACAUUAUCAUCAACAGGUUGCCGUAGUGAUGAUAUGAUGCUGGACACAAUCAUUGUGCACUUUGUUAAUUUGGUAUGGUGGUGCCACACAUUAUCACUGUACAGCAUUAACAAGGCUGGAAUAUGGCCCUCUGCUGUAGGGGGCGUGGCACCUGUGACUUGCACUGGAAUAAGUAGGAGGCUUUCCCCAAAGGAUAUGGAGACUGAUGUGUGCUCCAUAUCUUGAGGGGAGCUCUCUUGGUUUCCUUUGGCCGGGUCUGUUAGUUACUUUUGAAGGCCAUGCCAACCCUUUUAGGCCAUUAAAUUUUUCUCAAACAAUAGCCAGCCUCAUUUCUGCUUCAUCUCUGUGGUAGGAACCAUUCCCUACUCUUACUCCCUCCUCUUGUCCAACUUCCACCAAACACUCAAUCCGAGUCCUGGCUGCUUUCUUGCUUAGGUCUGUGGCUGGUCACUGUGGUGAAAGAGUCAAGGUGGGCAGUGUUUGGGGUAGGAAAUGAGUAGUGGUGAAGCAGCAGCAGUGUGUGUGUGGGUGUGGGUGUGUGUGCAUGCGUGUGCAUUUGCAUGUGUGUAUGUUGACAAAUGAGAGUGUAGCCAUAAGAUUUCAUUGUUACUACUAGUCUUUGUGUACCUAUCUGGAGGGACAUUAAAAAAAUAUGGCCAUUCUCCCAUCUAGGGGGUUCCCAUCUCAGACUUCUCUGAUAAGAGUAAUUUGAGAACAAAUACAGAUUCAUCUAUGGGAAAAGAUGUUUAAACUCAGCAUGAAGGAGAAACAAAUUUAGGAGUGGAAAGCAAGGCAGGUAGUUAGGUGAUUUCCAUGACCACAUUUGCUUGGGCCAGGGAAGUGGUGCACCUCUUUUAUAACAAUGGGAGAUUUCAGAAACAGUUUGAGUGUUGGCAGACCAAUGCCCUGAUAAGCUUGUGGUAUAGAGGUAGGAAGGGAGGGAGGCCAGAGAUUAGAUAAAAUGAUGGUGGGUGGGAUCUUAGCUCUAAAUGAAAAGAACUGGACUUACUAAGUGGGUGGAUUACUUGCUAGCCAUAACUUUUAGGGAAGGGUAGGUCUGGAGAGAAGGUGAAGACCAGCAGAAAUAUACUGUGAAAUUGCCAAAUAUGUUUGGUUGCAGAAAACACAGCCUGGCUCUUUGUGGCUAGAUGUGACUUCCAACUUCUGAAGACAGGAUUGCCAAGAGAUGUGAUCUUUCCACAUACAGCUCCUGUCCCCAUCUCUUUAUGUGUAGAGACCUGGAUUUGGGGUAGUGGGGUAGUAAACCAUAUAUUUCCAAAAGAUGGUGUGAAGAGUCGUUUCUCUUCGUCUGGGAUGUGAUUGGCUUUUGUUUUUUGUUUUUUGUUUUUGAGACGGAGUCUCGCUCUGUCGCUUUGUCACCAGGCUGGAGUGCAAUGGCACAAUCUCAGCUCACUGCAACCUCCGCCUCCUGGCUUCAAGUGAUUCUCCUGCCUCAGCCUCCUGAGUAGCUGGGACUAUAGGCGCGCACCACCAUGCCCAGCUAAUUUUUGUAUUUUUAGUAGAGAUGGGAUUUCACCAUGUUGGCCAGGAUGGUCUUGAUCUCUUGACCUCAUGAUCCACCCGCCUUGGCCUCCCAAAGUGCUGGGAUUACAGGCUUGAGCUACUGCGCCCGGCCAGUGAUUGGCUUUUAAAUUAAUCACAAAUGUUUGAUAAAAUUCUGGUAUGUGCUAAGUCCCAGGCUUGGUUGAUAUCUCAGACUAUGAUAGCUGUGACCUUCAAGAAAUUUCUGGCUUGGGGAAUCUGUAGUUUCUGGUUGUCCAAAAAAGAUAGUUCUUAGUCCUACUUUAUUUUCUACCCACUCAACUCUCCAGACUUCCCUCUUAGUAAAGGAAUUCAUAAUUCUCCCUGCAUCUUCUCUGUUUAUUUCAAUGUCCAUGUUCUGAGUCUCAAGUUUUCCUGAAGCACAGGAGCAGGCUUGGCCCCAGAGCCCCUGGCUUUUUCAACGAGCAUCAGAAAUGCUAUCAAUAUAUUCUCUCUGUUGCUUUAUCAGCUUCUCUAAAUUUAUUUUGUAAGGAAGUUAGCACCUCCUUCCAGGACUUUAAACAGUUGUCUUUGCCAAUUUGUUCCUGGAUUUUCCUUGAACUUCUCAGGUUUCCAAGCCACAUCCUAGCAGGGCAUCCAGGAGCCUUGCACUGAACCUCUCAGCUCUUUUGACUUUCUUCUGGUCAUAGGUGUUGGGCCUCCCAUUAGGUAGAAGUCCUUUGAGCAGACCCGAAAUGGCCAAAUGAGACAUCAUCCAAGUUCCUCCCUCCUUUACUGUCUCGGCUUUUUCAAGCACCCCUUUCACCUCUCUUUUCUGCCUUUUCCUCAGUCUGUCAAGUUCUUUGGAGGAAAGAAGUUCUUGGUCAGAGGUCCUAAAACCACCACCAGCUGGGGGUGCUGAGAAUGGUGAGGAGUUGGACAGUCCCGGGGCUUUUUUGAAAGGGGACUUUAUGGUCAUUUCCCCUGUUUAGGGUGAGGGACUAAGAAUUCUCAAGCCUUCAGUUUCAUCCAUAUUUCAAUGUAAGCAGAAAAGCACAUCUCAAAGCCAAAUAGAAAUGAUUUUCUACUAAGCCUAUCCUUUGUGAUUCUUGGUUCCCUUGGUCUCUUAAUAUUAAUUAUAGAGAAUGGGCAGUUGAGUCAGUUAACAUCUUUUCAUCAGAAAGGAGGGUAAUAUUCAUAACCAAAAGAGAUGUAAAGGAAGUAUAUUACUGCUUGAAGUGUGAAAAGAGGAAAGGAGUGUUAUGUGAACCUUUUCAGUAGGGAAAUUCAGAAAAUGGAAUGAUUCAUCCAUAGGCAUAAUUCUUUUAGGAGAUUCUGUGCUCAAAGGGAAGGGAAUGGUUUCUGAUCCUUCUGAAGAGAAAAGGAAUAGCAUUUUUCUUAAACCUAACCCAGUUUCAGCAUUGGAGAAUACAGAACUUUUUCUUCUAGCUGAUGGCAUUAAUAUUUCUUGAGAGAGAGAACUCACCCAUGGCACUUUUCUGAGCCCAGCAGAAAUCAGCGGAGCUUGGGCUUCGCUUAGCAGGUUUGCAAUUGACUUCAACAUGCAGGCUUUUCACAUGUGCAAUAAUGCUGGAAACAGAAGCACCAAACUGAUUGUGCAAUUACUCCUUUUGUAGAAGAGGCCAAAAUCCUCCUCCUCCUUCCUUUCUCCUAUAUUCACUCCUCCAGGAUCAUAAAGCCUCCCUCUUGUUUAUCUGUGUCUGUCUGUCUGAUUGGUUAGAUUUGGCUGCCCUUCCAAGCUAAUGGUGUCAGGUGGAGAACAGAGCAACCUUCCCUCGGAAGGAGACAAUUCGAGGUGCUGGUACAUUUCCCUUGUUUUCUAUGUUCUUCUUUCUAGUGGGUCUCAUGUAGAGAUAGAGAUAUUUUUUUGUUUUAGAGAUUCCAAAGUAUAUAUUUUUAGUGUAAGAAAUGUACCCUCUCCACACUCCAUGAUGUAAAUAGAACCAGGAAUAAAUGUGUCAUUGUGAUAAUCCCAUAGCAAUUUAUGGUAAGAACAAGACCCCUUUCCCUCACCACCGAGUCUCGUGGUCUGUGUCUGUGAACCAGGGCAGGUAAUUGUGACACUGCAUCUCAUAGAACUCUGCCUGCCCAGAUUUUUGUGUGCUCACCUCAAUGGGUGAAAAAUAAAGUCUGUGUAAACUGUU
Messenger RNA from Homo sapiens (human), 11818 nucleotides. RefSeq names its product solute carrier family 4 member 8 (gene SLC4A8). Bases 158 to 3493 code for a protein of 1111 amino acids. The record is from RefSeq and is a predicted model, not a curated record. Lineage: Eukaryota; Metazoa; Chordata; Mammalia; Primates; Hominidae. Gene Ontology annotation, cellular component: presynapse; membrane; asymmetric synapse. The transcript is spliced from 26 exons. Gene Ontology annotation, biological process: sodium ion transmembrane transport; monoatomic anion transport; basolateral protein secretion. Gene Ontology annotation, molecular function: solute:inorganic anion antiporter activity; monoatomic anion transmembrane transporter activity; identical protein binding.